This is a messenger RNA of Microcebus murinus (gray mouse lemur), 1016 nucleotides long. The record is from RefSeq and is a predicted model, not a curated record. NCBI's taxonomy places the organism in Eukaryota, Metazoa, Chordata, Mammalia, Primates, Cheirogaleidae.
UCGGGCCGCGCAUAAAAGCCUGGGCGGCCCAGGGCGCACUGGGCGCUGAGAACGCGGGUCCACGCGUCUGGUCGUCCGUGCGUCAGGCCUUUACCCACGCAGUAACCAGGCCCGUUACGCAGCGUGACCUUGGGAAGGGAGAACAAAAGGUCUUUGCUCCCCGCACUGACCGGGCGGGGGUCUCAGCUUCCAGUUAUGACCUGCAAAGCGCAAAUCGGCAAGCGCGCCCCUGACUUCAAAGCCACCGCCGUGGUGGAUGGCGCCUUUAAGGAGGUGAAGCUCUCGGACUACGAAGGGAAGUACGUGGUCCUCUUUUUCUACCCGCUGGACUUCACUUUUGUGUGCCCCACGGAGAUCAUCGCUUUCAGCGAUCACGCUGAGGACUUCCACAAGCUGGGCUGCGAAGUGCUGGGGGUCUCUGUGGACUCCCAGUUCACCCACCUGGCUUGGAUCAACACCCCCCGGAAGGAGGGAGGCCUGGGCCCCCUGAACAUCCCCCUGCUUGCUGAUGUGUCUAGAAGCUUGUCUCACGACUACGGCGUACUGAAAGAUGAUGAAGGCAUUGCCUACAGGGGUCUCUUCAUUAUCGACGGCAAGGGUGUCCUUCGUCAGAUCACUAUUAACGAUCUGCCUGUGGGGCGCUCCGUGGACGAGGCCCUGCGGCUGGUCCAGGCCUUCCAAUACACCGACGAGCAUGGGGAAGUCUGUCCCGCUGGCUGGAAGCCUGGCAGCGACACGAUCAAGCCCAACGUGGAUGACAGCAAGGAGUACUUCUCCAAACACAACUAGGCUGGUAGACGGAUAGUGGUCUUGUGCUCUCGGCCCCCAGGUGUGCCCCUACCUGGGUGCCCUGUGCUGACCCAGGAAAGGCCAGACCUGACCCUCCAAAUUCCACAAUCCCUGGAGGGCUAGGCCAAGGUCUUCUCAUGCCCCUACCUAGGAGCAGGGGAAUAGUGACUCCACCCAGCCUGGCACAGACCUAAAGGUAACCAAUAAAGUAUUAGGAACAAAUGUGA